AAUAGCUGCGGCUACGGCUUCGAAAAACUAGAAUCCGCUCAGCCGGCAUCCAGUACGCGUCGGUUUGGUUUGGUUUAUUUUGCGAGUCGUCGGCAUACGUAGGCGUGAUCAAAACCAGAAACUCGAGUUUAGGUGUACGAGGUAGUUUCUUCGUCGAGAUAGAGAGAAUACAGAGAGAAAAACAGGAGAAUAGUUAGUGUUUGUUGUGACAAGUGUACCACGCACAGAACGGUCGUAUUGACCCAAAUAGUGUUCACGUGUCUCCGUCGAGAUUUGAAUCCAUCGAAGAGUAAUCGGACUCUCUUCAUUUUUCCGCCGAGAUUGAUAAAAGAAAUGCAUUUACCGGAACCGUUUGGAAUGGAGAGUGGCUACAAAACGAUUCAUGAUACUAUCAGAAGCCAAUAUGAUAGAAACGAGGUGGUGCAAACCGGCAGCCCUUCUAUCCUGUGCACCUCGCUACCAACGCACUGGAGGUCGAACAAGUCUCUUCCGCAAUCGUUCAAGGUCAUAGCGCUCGAUGAUGUCAACGAUGGUACUCUGGUCACCAUUCAAGCGGGCAACGACGAGAACUGGUGCGGCGAACUGAAAAACAACACUGCCGUGAUGAAGAACCAGGUCGCCAAGUUCAACGAUCUCAGAUUCGUCGGUCGUAGUGGCAGAGGAAAGUCGUUUACAUUAACGAUCCAGAUUCAUACGUUGCCACUACAACUAGCGACGUAUAGCAAAGCAAUCAAGGUCACAGUAGAUGGCCCACGCGAACCGAGAUCCAAGUCGGGUUAUCAGUAUGGUCCUGGAUUUCCUGGCCUAGGUAUACUGAGCCCCUGGUUGGAUGCCACGUAUCUCGGGCAUUGGCAUUUACCACAUCCUGCGUUACUUAAAGGUACAGUGACGAUACCGACGUCCACCGAAUUGUUCAACCCAGCACUCGCGCCGGUACUCUCUCCGUAUCAGAUCGAGCAUAUCAAGUACCCUGAUUACUCGGCAUUCACGAUAGCCACUGGUACUACUACGACGAACGCAUUGACACCGAACCCGUUGGUCGUCGCCGGUACUCCGCCGAGGACUCCAACCAACCUUAGCGACUGUGGGAGUGACCUAGGAGUGAACGUGGGCGAUGACCGGAGUGCCUUCAUGCCUAUUUCUAGGCUAAGCACUCUGCCGUCGAACGCGUCUUCGUCUUCGGACAAAGACUCCACAAGACCGACGGAGGGUGUGAAGAACCCACUGAAGGCACCGCCCGCGCUCAUCUCCAAGAAACCGUCCGUGUCAGACAGGAGUUCAUCAACCAAACUUUCGUCGUCACAACCCACGAAACCGGUGUGGAGGCCGUACUAGAAGCCGUAAGUGCAAGUAAAUUUGAAGAACUCGUUCGGGAUCUUGGAAGGCUAGUGAUGAUGCGUCAAUAUACUAUACUAUACAAACAAUUCCAAAUAUUUAGAUGUUAGAAUUAUUAUUAUUAUUAUUAUUAUUAUUAUUAUAUAAUUAGAAUUAAAUAAAUAGAAUUUUCCUUAUGGAUAUCUUUUUUUUCUUUAUGGUACCUUUUUUAUGAUAUUUAGCACUAGAACCGAUGUUCAGUUUUCCGAAACCGGAAGAAUGUUAGAUUUUAUCAAAUAGAGCUUUGGAAUUGCUUUGAUUACUUUCAUUUAAUUUAUAUAAUUCUUGUAUAUGACGAUGUUGUAUAAUUGUAUGUACAUAGCAUUAUUGCACAGAUUGUAUAUAUUAUAUGUACAUUGUUACAUGAUGUACAUAGAGUUCAUAGACAAUAAGAAUGGUGCAAAAUAAAAAUUCGAGAGAAAUAAAGACUUACUUCGAACUUUGUGCAAACAUGCGUGAUGAAGAAACAAACAUAAAUGAGUGACUGAUUGAUGAAAGAGCGAGACCAAAAUCCAACUCCUUGUAUUAUUUAUAAGUCAGAGUUCCAAAUAAAUGGUACAUCAUAGAGAGAUGAUAAUAAAAUUGAGAUUUACGUGAAACAGUUUAAA
Ooceraea biroi (clonal raider ant) is the source of this 1982-nucleotide messenger RNA. Its product is annotated as segmentation protein Runt. Gene Ontology annotation, biological process: regulation of DNA-templated transcription. Gene Ontology annotation, cellular component: nucleus. The record is from RefSeq and is a predicted model, not a curated record. Lineage: Eukaryota; Metazoa; Arthropoda; Insecta; Hymenoptera; Formicidae. Gene Ontology annotation, molecular function: RNA polymerase II cis-regulatory region sequence-specific DNA binding; DNA-binding transcription factor activity, RNA polymerase II-specific; ATP binding.